UCUCCCCGGGAUCCCCCCUGGCUGGCAGCGGGGCUGGGGGUCCCAGCUGUGCCCCUCUCUCUACCGCAGGUCCAGGUGCUGGCCGGGAAGGACGCGGGGAAGCAGGGGAUGGUCACCCAGGUGGUGCAAGCCCGUAACUGGGUGGUGGUGGAAGGACUGAACACGCACUAUCGCUACAUCAACCGCACAGCCAAGUACUCUGGGACCUACAUCAGCAGCGAGGCACCGCUGCUGCUCAGCCAGAUCUGCCUGGUGGACCCCGAGGACCGGAAGCCGACGGAGGUGGAGUGGCGCUACACGGAGGAGGGCGAGCGCGUCCGCGUGUCGCUGCGCAGCGGCCGCAUCCUGCCCGUGCCCCCCCAGCCACGCCAGGACGGCGUCGUCCCCGAGCAGUGGGUGGAUGGCCCCAAGGACACAUCAGAGGAGGAUGCGCUGGCCAAGACGUACCGGCCAUCCCUGAAGACCUUCGAGGAGGAGAUCAUGGAUGCCAUGGGGAUCGUGGAGACACGCCGGGCCAAGAAAUCCUACUGGUAUUAACUGGAGGAGCUGGAAACCUCCACAAGCUGGGCUCUGCAAUAAGCACCUCCCUUGAUUUUUUGUGUUAGUAGCGUGCAGUGUUUUUGGAGCAGCACUGACUCACUCACACCCAAA
This is a messenger RNA of Cyanistes caeruleus (blue tit), 651 nucleotides long. The record is from RefSeq and is a predicted model, not a curated record. Lineage: Eukaryota; Metazoa; Chordata; Aves; Passeriformes; Paridae.